CGAUACCGGUUUGCUUCCUCCACUGCACACACACGGCGGUAAGGAUGAUUAGAAGCCCAACAACCAGCUAGCGAAGUAGGGAAGAAUAUAAGCCUAACAACAAUACGACGAGGUAAGGGGCGGAAAAGGAAAAAUAUAAUAAAUGUGAAAGUAGCAUCAUCGGAUUUGCUACUUGAAUGAAGUCCAAAGAAACCAGAAAUCCAACUUUGGCCAAAAGAUCACGGCCAAGGCGGGCCGAGGAGCAGAGCACUAUCAAUAAGGGCACUCUCGCUGAUAGUCUCUAAAACACGCCAAACAACAGGUAUUUCUGUCACCAGAUCUGGAUUUCUCCUCAAAUUUGGGUCGUUUUUGUGUUGCCCAUAAACCAUAAGGGAGUUAAAAAUCAGUCAAAAUAACUGUCUACCGGAUUCUUCUGUGGGUUAGUGAUCAAGGCAUCUAGGUAUACGGUAAGCUGCAUUUCUAAUAAUGGGUGCCAGAGAAUUUAAUGUCCCUCCGAUGGAUUUGGGUGGUGGCAUCCCUGUGUCACAGCCCAGAAGGUCUAUAAACCCUCCAUUCCAACCCCAGGUGAGGCCCCCUGUUAGCACAAAUCUUCAUUUUAUGUCGUUUGACGUUGGAUCUGCGCCUACAUCAUUUGCACCCCCUCCUGCUUAUUCCAGAAACAGUUUUGGAGCCUUCGAAGACGAGCCUCCUUUACUGGAAGAACUAGGUAUCAAUACCCGCCUCAUAACAAAGAAGACCCUAAACCUUCUGAAUCCCAUCAGGGUUAAUCCCAAUUUGCAUGAGAAUGCAGACCUCUCGGGCCCAUUUCUAUUCUGUAUUGCAUUUGGGAUCUUUCAGCUUCUGGCAGGGAAGCUUCAUUUUGGGGUGAUUUUGGGCUGGAUUACCGUGGCUUCGCUAUACCUCUAUGUUGUAUUCAACAUGUUGGCAGGGAAGAAUGGCAGCUUGGAUCUGUACCGGUGUCUUAGCUUGGUGGGUUACUGUAUGUUGCCCAUGGUGAUUUUCUCAGCACUCGCUCUCUUUGUCCCACAUCAAGGGGUUGUAAUGUUUGUCAUGGCAGCGGUUACUGUGGUUUGGUGCACGAGGGCAUGCAGCAACUUGCUGCUUGUUCUUGCAUCUCAUGGAGAUGAACACCACAAAUUGGUGGCGUAUGCAUGCGGCUUGAUCUACAUGUUGUUUUCUCUCCUGGUGAUUUUCUGAGAGAGGUAUUACUGUUUUUGAUAAAGCUUCACAAAUUUAUCACAGCAACUGCUUGGUAAAGUUGCCAUUGUAUUUUUAGGGAUUUUGUUGAAAAGGAUCUACGAUGAAGCCUUUAUAUCGUUUGGAAGAAAAUUUCUAAAAGUUUGACAGAGUUUAUGUUUUACUUCAAGAACUUUCAUGUGUUUUGAUCAUUAAAUUCUUUAAGAUUUGACAUGA
Messenger RNA from Cryptomeria japonica (Japanese cedar), 1413 nucleotides. RefSeq lists its product as uncharacterized. The transcript has 2 exons. Gene Ontology annotation, biological process: endoplasmic reticulum to Golgi vesicle-mediated transport; vesicle fusion with Golgi apparatus. Gene Ontology annotation, cellular component: trans-Golgi network; membrane. The record is from RefSeq and is a predicted model, not a curated record. NCBI's taxonomy places the organism in Eukaryota, Viridiplantae, Streptophyta, Pinopsida, Cupressales, Cupressaceae. The coding region runs from base 466 to 1197 and encodes 243 amino acids.